UCGAAAAUAAGAGGCGAAAGGCGGUGCCGAAAUUAGGAUUUGCGCAACGUUAUCCAAGAGCUUUUAUUAUAAUAGGCACAACAAUUGGUAUGGGCUUAUUCCUGAGCAAACCAAUUUACGACAUAUUCUUUGCUAAGCGACCAGAGAACGCGAAGAGACGUCCACUUUCCGAACGAAUUUGAGUCCGGACAGGUCUGAUCGCGUGAGAGGAUGGAGGCUGUAAGAAAAGCGAAGAAGAGACUGAGAAAAUAUCCGAUGCUGUUAACCCAGUGUCAGGAAUCGGCGUCGAGGUACGCGUCCUGCGUAUUAGCAAAAUCCAAUUUAGAGAAGAACGCAUGCGCCGCGGAGUUCAACGAGUUGAAAAAAUGUCUUGUUAAGGCCGCUGCGAGCAGCAAUACGAGAUUAUAAACGAGCUUGACGAUUGA
Molecule: messenger RNA, 425 nt
Organism: Vollenhovia emeryi
Lineage: Eukaryota; Metazoa; Arthropoda; Insecta; Hymenoptera; Formicidae
Exons: 1
Coding region: 211-408 (65 amino acids)
Biological process (GO): mitochondrial respiratory chain complex I assembly
Cellular component (GO): mitochondrion
Source: RefSeq, a predicted model, not a curated record